Molecule: messenger RNA, 1703 nt
Organism: Odobenus rosmarus divergens (Pacific walrus)
Lineage: Eukaryota; Metazoa; Chordata; Mammalia; Carnivora; Odobenidae
Gene: ALDH3A1
Product: aldehyde dehydrogenase 3 family, member A1
Exons: 11
Coding region: 154-1515 (453 amino acids)
Biological process (GO): aldehyde metabolic process
Cellular component (GO): cytoplasm
Molecular function (GO): aldehyde dehydrogenase (NAD+) activity
Source: RefSeq, a predicted model, not a curated record
UAUUCGUACACUGUUUUUUGUUCUUGUUACCCAAACUUCCUGGGCAGGGACUCCCAGGCCAAGUGGGCGGGAAGAAGGGUCCUUAAAUGUGUCCCUUCUAGGCUGCUCAUUCCAGAAGCUCAAGCCACUGGGAAAGGCUGUGUCAAAGGCACCAUGAGCAAAAUCAGCGAGGUCGUGCAGCGGGCCAGAGCCGCGUUCAACUCGGGCAAGACCCGCCCGCUGCAGUUCCGGAUCCAGCAGCUGGAGGCGGUGCGGCGCAUGAUCAAGGAGCGUGAGAAGGACAUCGUGGGCGCGCUGACCGCCGACCUCCACAAGAAUGAAUGGAAUGCCUACUACGAGGAGGUGGUGUAUGUCCUGGAAGAGAUCGAGUACAUGAUAAAGAAGCUCCCCGAGUGGGCUGUGGACGAGCCCGUGGAGAAGACUUCCCAGACCCAGCAGGACGAGUGUUACAUCCACUCGGAGCCCCUGGGCGUGGUCCUCAUCAUCGGCACCUGGAACUACCCCUUCACCGUCACCAUCCAGCCCAUGGUGGGCGCCAUUGCUGCAGGGAACGCAGUGGUCAUCAAGCCCUCGGAGCUGAGUGAGAACAUGGCCAACCUGCUGGCCACCAUGAUCCCUCAGUACCUGGACAGGGACCUGUACCCGGUGAUCGAUGGGGGCAUUCCCGAGACCACAGAGGUGCUCAAGGAGAGGUUUGACCACAUCCUGUACACCGGGAACACCGCCGUGGGGAAGAUCAUCAUGACGGCCGCAGCCAAGCACUUGACCCCCGUCACGCUGGGGCUGGGGGGAAAGAACCCCUGCUAUGUUGACAAGGACUGCGAUCUGGACAUUGCCUGCAGACGCAUCGCCUGGGGGAAAUUCAUGAACAGCGGCCAGACCUGUGUGGCCCCCGACUACAUCCUCUGUGACCCCUCCAUCCAGAACCACAUUGUGGAGAAGCUCAAGAAGUCCCUGAAAGACUUCUAUGGGGAGGAUGCCAAGAAGUCCCGUGACUAUGGAAGGAUGAUUAACUCCCAGCAUUUCCAGAGGGUGAUGGGCCUGAUGGAGGGCCAGAAAGUCGCCUACGGAGGCACUGGGGACGCGGCCACCCGAUACAUAGCCCCCACCAUCCUCAUAGACGUGGACCCCCAGUCCCAGGUGAUGCAGGAGGAGAUCUUUGGGCCCGUGAUGCCCAUUGUGUGUGUGCGCAGCCUGGAGGAGGCCAUCCAGUUCAUCAGCCAACGCGAGAAGCCCCUGGCUCUCUACGUGUUCUCUCUAAACGACAAGGUGAUUAAGAAGAUGAUUGCAGAGACAUCGAGCGGUGGGGUGACAGCCAAUGACGUUGUGGUCCACACCUCUGUGCACUCCCUGCCUUACGGGGGUGUGGGGAACAGUGGCAUGGGCUCCUACCAUGGCAAGAAGAGCUUUGAGACCUUCUCCCACCGCCGCUCCUGCCUGGUGAGGCCUCUGCUGAAUGAUGAGUCCCUCAAAGCCAGAUACCCCCCGAGCCUGGCCAAGAUGACCCGUCACUGAAGUGGACCUGGCCUCCCCGUGCUGCACCCCUGCCUCUCUGUCCAGCCCUAGGAGGAUUGCUCCUGGAGCCCCCCUCUUGCUCCUCUGUGGAUCAUUGCAUGCCCCCACUCCCAUCUGGGCCCUGGGCUUCCCUUCCCCAAGUCCCCGCUGCCCCUUGCUGGACAUAGACCAAUAAAAGUUCACCAGCC